Erigeron canadensis is the source of this 2835-nucleotide messenger RNA. RefSeq names its product methyl-CpG-binding domain-containing protein 9-like. Bases 7 to 2523 code for a protein of 838 amino acids. The record is from RefSeq and is a predicted model, not a curated record. The transcript has 8 exons. Lineage: Eukaryota; Viridiplantae; Streptophyta; Magnoliopsida; Asterales; Asteraceae.
UUGAACAUGGAGUGCACAAAGAUCACUGAGAGUCCCCUCAACAAGAAAUCAUUUCCUCAAGGAAGUCUAAUUAGCUCAAGGCUCCCCUCUCAUGCUGUCGGAAACCUUCUUGAGGUCCAUGAAUUCAUAUGUGGCUUUCAAAAUGUUCUUGGAUUAAAAGAGCCAAUAUCAUUUGAAGAGCUUGAAGAAGAGCUCCUUCGGGCUGGAAAAUCGUCAAUUCUGAAAACAGUUGAAAAGUUUAUUCACAGUGUAUUGCUUCCUGAUCUAAUAAGUGAGCUACUGGAAAAAACUACUGCAGCCCUUAAAAUCAAAUUGGAUAUGCUUCCAAUUAAUCAGUUUACUUGGCCAGAAGUGGUUCGGAGAUAUAUAAUGGCAUAUGUGUUAGUAGAAGGAAGAAUGGUUUCUGAAAAUAUUGAAGGUAUGAAGCUCUUUCAGUGUCUGCUAGGUGAUGGCGGUAUUUGCUGUGAAUCACAAGCUAGUCUUGCUGGUGUUGAUUUGGAUGCACAGUUGCUUGGAAGAGCCAUAGAAAAUGUAUUUGGGAAACUGACAAAAGAAACUACCAUUCUAUCAAUGGGCAUGACAGGGAUAGAGGGACAAAAUGGUGAUAGCUAUGGUGUGUGUACAGAUGUUGCUAGUAUUCCAGAGUGGGCGAAAGUACUUGAACCUGUGAAAAAAUUGCCUACGAAUAAUGGAUCUCGAAUUCGGGACUGUGUUAAUGAGGCUUUGACAAAAAAUCCACUUGAGUGGGCAAAGACCAGGUUGGAAGCUUCUAUAUCAAAAGGCGUUUACAAAAGCAAUGCAUCUGGGCCUACAAAGAAAGCCGUGAUAGCUGUUUUCCAACAAGCAUUGAAUAAUGUAGCAUCUGGUGUACCAAAAAUGCCGUUACCACUGGACACGGACAUAAGAAGAUCUGAUCGGAUAUGUAAAGCAGUCAUGAAAAAGUGUCAAAGCAUAAUAUGUCAUGUAGCUGCUAAUAGUACAGAUAGGGACUUUUCUGAUCUCUUGGGGAGAUCCCUAAACUGUGAUAUUAGUGAUGUCCAGAAACUUCUUAUAUAUGCAUCAACACGUCCUCUGGACUUACAGACUAUCCAUUUAAGAUUGCUUCAUGGAGCAUAUGGUGGUUCACAUGAAGCUUUUCGGGAAGAUGUAAGGGAGCUUGGAUCAUCACUUAAGUUGUGGAUCAAGUUGACGAAGACUCCUGUGAAUAAACCGAGUUUAAGUCACUUGGCAGAGUGUAUAUCCAAAGACUUGGAAAUUCAAUUUGAAAAAGAGGUAGCCCCUCUUAUCUUGACCCUGUCUGAAUAUAACACGAGUACAAAAUCUACGGUUGAGGUAGAGAGGGAGCUUCAAGAAAUUCUAACUUCUAUCGAAAUCUCUGAAACGCCAUGGGAAAUGAUAAUCUGCAAAGUUUGUGGCCAUGGCACAGAUGAUGAAAACAUGCUGCUGUGUGAUUCUGAAGGAUGUAACGCCGCGUAUCACACAAAAUGCCUGUGUCCGACGCUUUCUAGAAUCCCUGAAGGUAGGUGGCAUUGUCCUACUUGUGCACCUUCUAGGCUUCCAAUGGACAAUGAACCGAAGGAUGCUCAGCAGAUUUUGCGACAUGUAGAUAGAAGCUGGGAGGAAGCAAGUCCACUUUUGGAUAUAGUUACAGCUUUGGACAAAAGUGAUUUUUGGGAAUUAGAGGCGGAUAAGAAAAUAUCCGUGCUCAAGUUUCUAUUUGACGAAGCAUUAAAUACAAAGUUCUUUCGUCAAAUUCUGAACAAGUCGAACACGAAGCUUAAUAAGAAGUUUUUGGGUAUUGACUCUCUUGGAAGAUUUUACUGGGGAUUUCCCAGUUCAAGUCCUAAUUGUGGGAUAGUUGUAAAUUCACAACAUGAAGAUUAUGCCAGAUGGUAUAUCUUGCGGUCUGCAAAAGAAAUUAGCAGCCUUGUGAAUUAUCUCAACAUAAAUGAUCCUGAAGUAAUACCCUUGAGAGAUGCUAUAUCGCAUUGGCAUAGUUUAGUAAUUCAUCAGCAUCAACAACCAAUCAGUAAUUCAGGUGAGACGCACAUGACUAAUUCCACCGAUUUGGAUAAGUCUUCCAAGAAACCUGGCGGGAAUGCUUCUCCUAUAAUAAAGAAAUUGAAGAUGAAGUUGCUGAGUAUGGAGGACGCACUAACUGAUGGAGCAAGAAGACCAUCCAGGGCAAGUCGUGAAUGGAGAUCGGCAUGGUGCGCAUUUGUUAAAUCUUCCAAUUCAAUAUAUGAGAUGAUUGAAGCAAUUUUGGUUCUGGAGACCAUGAUCAAGACAGAGCAUAUUAGCAAUAAUUGGUGGUGGUACUGGUCUUCAGCUUCAGUUGCUGCAAAAACGUCUACAAUGUCGGGUCUUGCUUUACGCAUCUACACUCUAGACGCUGCAAUCCAUCAUCCUAACACACCACCAGAUCGGGCAAAAAAAAGUGCGGGAAAUGGAAACAUAUGUCAGAAAAGGUUAAAAAGGAAAAGAAAAGCGAAAAUCAGCAUUACAGAACCUUCACUCCCUUGAUAUCAUUAAAAUUCUUAUUCUUUGUAGCCUCAAACCUAACCUAACAAUUAGAUGACACCAGUUAUGCAAAUUUCAUGGUAAAUACAAUUAGAUGACAUUGAGAGUAUAUAUAUUUUUUUUCUGUUGCAGUUUUCUUGUCUUGUGAUCUGGUAAAUCAAGUUUUUAAGCUCAUUGUAUUCAUUUUGGUUACGUAUAAUACACAACGAAAACCGUCUAGAAAAAUGAAGGUUAUUGUGGCAGUUGGAAAAACAUGGAGAUAUAUGUAAUGAGCAUCAACUUCUUUCUUAUAUAAAAGCAUAGAUGUGAUUGUAG